Molecule: messenger RNA, 1194 nt
Organism: Argentina anserina (silverweed cinquefoil)
Lineage: Eukaryota; Viridiplantae; Streptophyta; Magnoliopsida; Rosales; Rosaceae
Product: patatin-like protein 1
Exons: 7
Coding region: 1-1194 (397 amino acids)
Biological process (GO): lipid metabolic process
Molecular function (GO): monoacylglycerol lipase activity; glycerophospholipase activity
Source: RefSeq, a predicted model, not a curated record
AUGGGCAAGGAACAUUCUCUCCGUGAAGAAAUUAACCCAUCAAGCUAUGGUGAUAGAAUUACUGUUCUAAGCAUUGAUGGGGGUGGGAUUAGAGGCAUCAUUCCUGGAACCAUUUUGAGUUUCCUUGAAUCCAAAUUACAAGAACUAGAUGGAGAAGAAGCGAGAAUUGCAGACUACUUUGAUGUGAUUGCGGGAACAAGCACAGGAGGACUAAUAACAACCAUGUUGACAGCACCUGAUGAGAAGAAGAGACCUCUUUUUAAGGCGAAAGAUAUAGUUCCAUUUUAUCUUGAGCACUGCCCCAGGAUUUUUCCUCAAGCCAGUCGGAGAAUUAUGAGACUGUGUGCCUUGAUUGGACCUAAAUAUGAUGGCAAGUACCUGAGAAAGAUGCUUCGUCAGAUACUUGGAGCUCGAAGACUGCAUGAAACUGUUACACGAAUUGUUAUACCUACUUUUGAUAUCAAGCUGCUUCAACCCCAUGUCUUCUCAACCUUUGAGGCAGAGAUUGAUGCUUCUGAGGAUGCAUUGUUAUCAGAUGUUUGCAUCAGUACUUCGUCUGCUCCAACUUAUCUUCCAGCUCAUUACUUCAAAACUAGAGACUCAGGUGGGAACGAGAGGGAAUUCCAUCUUGUUGAUGGUGGUGUGGCAGCUAACAAUCCUGCACUGCUGGCAAUGAGGCCAACAGGAACAGUGUUCCCAGGAAGUCCAGAUGCUCUAGCUGCACCACAAAGCCUAGACUACAGGAAAUACUUAGUGCUCUCUCUUGGCACUGGUACUUCAAAGAUGGAGAAGAAGUACGAUGCAAAAAUGGCCUCAAAAUGGGGGAUCAUGGGCUGGUUCUACAAAGAUGGCCACUGCCCUUUGGUUGAUGCUUUCACUUUUGCUAGUGGAGACAUGGUUGACCUUCACAUGUCAUUGAUCUUCAGGUCCAUUAGAUGUGAGCAUAACUACCUUCGUAUCCAGGAUGACACUUUGAGUGGGCAAGUCUCAUCGACCGAUAAGGCGACCAAGAAUAACUUGAAGGAUCUCGUGAAGACGGGGGAGAGUCUGCUGCAGAAACCUUUUUCCAGGAUAAAUCUUGACACAGGAAUUUUUGAGCCUGUGGAAAAUGAAGGCACCAAUGAAAAAGCCCUCAUUAGGUUUGCAAAAUCACUAUCGGAGGAAAGAAGACUGCGCAGGAAAAUAUCAAGCUAA